This is a messenger RNA of Fusarium oxysporum Fo47, 1572 nucleotides long. RefSeq names its product bZIP transcription factor. The coding region runs from base 1 to 1572 and encodes 523 amino acids. Gene Ontology annotation, biological process: regulation of DNA-templated transcription. Lineage: Eukaryota; Fungi; Ascomycota; Sordariomycetes; Hypocreales; Nectriaceae. Gene Ontology annotation, molecular function: DNA-binding transcription factor activity. The transcript has 3 exons. The record is from RefSeq and is a predicted model, not a curated record.
AUGAUCGCAUCGCCCACCUCGUCACCGUCGUCUAUGCCUUACUCUACUUCACCCGACUCACGCACAAUCACCUACUCCUCACAAAACAACAACACCGACAACAUGGUCCGCUCAUCCUCAGCCGAGCCCGCAAAGAGCUCUAAGCGAAAGGGCACACGAAGCGUCUCUACCCUCACACCUUCACAACUCGCGCGCAAGAGAGCCAACGACCGAGAGGCUCAAAGGGCUAUCCGGGCGCGAACCAAGGAGCACAUUGACCGCCUGGAGCGCGAGCUGGAGGACCUCAAGAGCAAGCAGAGCCGUGAUCAGACAGUCCAGGAGCUUCUGCGACGGAACCAGGCGCUCGAGGAGGAGCUUAUGCGACUCAAGGAGAACAUGGGCGUCUCAAUGACCUCGUCGCCUUACUCUGCACCUGGUACGGCUCUCUCUGUCUCCAUCCCGACGUCCUCGUCACCACACAACAGCAUUCUGACCAGCCCCUCAGUAUACGAUGAUAACCUCAGCACAGGCAGCGGUGCCAUCCCCAGUCCUCGCGGCUCCCCCUUCCCUUCUGGCGACUACAGCCCUAUCCCCGACUAUGGACAGCAAUAUGUCCCCCUCCCUAACAACUGCGAGUCAUGGGCCAGCACAGUUCCCUGCCCCGUCCCCUCCAACGUCUCAAGCCCUUCCUCAUCUGCCGACGACUACAGCGCCGGCUACAUUCCCACAAGCGUGCCUACCUCGCUGCUGCCCUCAAACAACACAAGCUCUUCCAGCAUCAGCGUGGGCCACGCUCACAAGGAUGUGAUCAAGAUGGAGUAUGAAGAUGUUGACUCUCACGCAGCAGCCCGCCUGGAACAUGUAUCCCGUCUACUACCCCCAGGCUCAGUCCUCGGUCCAUUGAAGGGCCAAACUCAACCGGGCUCAUCCUGGCCGGGAUCUGGGCCCGUUCUCACCACUCCGCCGGCCUGUCGCUUCGAUGAGCUCUUAGUCGGCUUCCUCCAGGACUGCCGUCGCAUGAUCACCGCAGAGUCACUAGCUCACACUCUUGGCCCCCCUCAGAUAGACGUACGCUCACUGUUUCGCGGCCAUGAUAGCCACGGUCAGAUCGCCUGCUCACCUCAUCCCAUCACCGACCUCAUCCGCAGCCUUAUCGACACAGCAGGAAUGACACGACUGACUGAGCGCAUCGCCAUCUUUGCGCCUCUGCAAACCAUGAUCUGUUGGCUCGUGCAGCCUACUCCAGAGAGACGCGCGCGACUAUGUGAAGACUACGUGCCGCGAGAGCGCCAAUUGACAACUCCGCACCCUCAAUGGCUCGAUCUGCUCCUCUGGGGCAGUCUGCGCGAGGCCGCCAUCGAGCGACAGGACCUCUACGCUACAGAUGAGUUUCAACGGGUCUACUUCGACGCGCUGCGCCUUGUCAAUUGGCCUUAUCAGCCGCUAGACGGCCUAGUCACAGAUCCGCAGACGGGCCACGUUGGGCUCACGGAUGCCCUUAUGGCCCAUGCCAUGAACGGUUCAAACUGGCGCCUGGCUGAGACCUUUGCCCAACGAUACCCUGAGCUUUGCGGGCUAGUGGCUCUGGAGUAG